Messenger RNA from Trematosphaeria pertusa, 312 nucleotides. RefSeq lists its product as uncharacterized. The transcript has a single exon. Bases 1 to 312 code for a protein of 103 amino acids. The record is from RefSeq and is a predicted model, not a curated record. NCBI's taxonomy places the organism in Eukaryota, Fungi, Ascomycota, Dothideomycetes, Pleosporales, Trematosphaeriaceae.
AUGCCGUGGACGGCGUGUGGCAGACCAGCGUCGACAGGCUACAACGCUCGCAGCAACACGCACAUACGUCGCAGAGGUACGCCUGCCGCGUUCACAGUGCUGUCGACAACGGUGAACACGAGUUGGACUGCUCUCGCAAAGGAUCAUCCGGGGACGGCGCGUAUUCCCGUACCUACACGUAAUGCUGCAGCUACUGACCGCGGUUCUGCAAGUUCGGAGAACAGCGAAUGUACUCGGUCUCCUCGCUCAGGGGAUCCACUUCGCGUCGACUUCCAGUAUCUGAUUGACGGAUGUACUGACAUCGACCCAUGA